This is a messenger RNA of Engraulis encrasicolus (European anchovy), 3141 nucleotides long. RefSeq lists its product as uncharacterized. NCBI's taxonomy places the organism in Eukaryota, Metazoa, Chordata, Actinopteri, Clupeiformes, Engraulidae. Gene Ontology annotation, molecular function: poly(U) RNA binding; mRNA 3'-UTR binding; poly(A) binding. Bases 73 to 3015 code for a protein of 980 amino acids. The transcript has 5 exons. The record is from RefSeq and is a predicted model, not a curated record. Gene Ontology annotation, cellular component: ribonucleoprotein complex; nucleus; cytosol.
UCUUGAUACUGGCUCGAUAGAGCACUGUUUUCUGGAUUUGGCAGGUACAUUUUUAGCUCAGCGAACACUAUAAUGACCCACUACAGGGCGCGAACGGGCGACCCGUUGCAAGAUAUGGUGAUAGAGAAGAGGGUGUUUGCGGAGCGGGGCCACUUGUUCAAGCCCCGCAAGGAGCCCCGAACGCCGUCAAACUACACCCCCCGUCCCCGCUACGAGGAGGUAAACCUAGUAGGAAAUCUGAAUGGCCGCAUCUUGGGCACCAAGCCGCUGUACGUGGCCCCGGCCCAGCAGCGCCAGCAGGCCUACAUGAGCAAGCAGAGGGCGGAGAGCAAGCUCGUUAACGUGAGCCACGUCCAGAAUGAGUUGGACCUUCAGCCCCAGACGGAGCGCCAGACGGAGCUACAGCGCAUGUUGCAGAGGAUGCAGCUGAACAUGCCUCGUCAGCAGGGCUUCAACCUAUUCGUUAAAAAUAUUCCGAAGACAAUGGGAGAAGAGCACCUGCGUAAGGAGUUCGCUCCCUAUGGAACCAUCACCCGUGCUAAGGUGAUAAUGGAGGGCGGUCGCAGCAAAGGUUUUGGCUUCGUGUGUUUUUCGUCUCCGGAGGAGGCCACCAAGGCCAUGGCUGACAUGAACGGCCGCAUCUUGGGCACCAAGCCGCUGUACGUGGCCCCGGCCCAGCACAAAGAGCAGCGCCAGGCUUACCUUAGGAAGCAGUGGGUGGAGAGCAAGCGUGCUGCGCCCAGCCCUGUGGACCUUGGUGCAGAGUUUGGUGGCCGUGCAAAGCCACUGACCAAUGACGUCAAGAAUGUUGGCGUCAACCUGGAUGCUGAAAAGCUACGUGAGAUCUUUGGCCUGCGUGCUGUGCCCAACCCGGUCAUCAAGCACCACCAGCAGCCAUCCCCACCCUCUCAAUACUCUGUGGUCGCCAGCCCUCAGGCCCAGAACCAUGCUGCCUACUAUCAGCCGAGCCAGCAGGUUCAGCUGCACCCUGGCGCUCACUUGGCCAUUCAGGAUGUGCACCCCCUGCUCUUUCAGGGCAUGCCAGGUGCCAUGAGCCCAUCUGGGUAUAAUAUGGAGACCCCCAUCUACUAUGUGAUACCUGCUGGUGCUCAGGUGCCAAGCAUGGUGGCCUCUCAGUACGUGAUCUCUCAGGCUGUGGACGCCCAUCUUGCCAGCGCCUCCGCCUCGGCCCAUGUGCAGGGCCAGGAGGUCCUGACCGCCUCCGUGCUGGCUGCCCUACCCCUGGAGAUGCAAAAAUACAAGCUGGGAAUGCAGCUGCACCCCCUGAUUGAGAAUAUGGUGCCGAAGGUUCAAACCAUCCACCCCAGGUUGCCUGAUAAAGUCACCGGCAUGCUGCUCGAGAUCGACAACUCAGAGCUGCUGCAGAUGCUCGAGUCAGCAGAGUUGCUGCGCUCCAAGGUGGACGAGGCCGUGGGUGUUCUGCAGCUCCACCAGGCUAAAGAGGCAGACCAGGAUGGUGCCACCAGCACACCUCAACGGGAGGUAUUCCUGGAUAGAGCACUAUUUUCUGAAUUUGUCAAGUACAUUUUUAGCGCAGCGAACCCUGUAAUGGCCCACUACAGGGCCAGAACGGGCGAUCCGUUUCAAGACAUGGUGAUUGAGAAGAGAGUGUUUGCGGAGCGGGGCCACUUGUUCAAGCCCCGCAAGGAGCCCCGAACCCCGUCAAACUACACCCCCCGUCCCCGCUACGAGGAGGUAAACCUAGUAGGAAAUCUGAAUGGCCGCAUCUUGGGCACCAAGCCGUUGUACGUGGGCCCGGCCCAGCACACGGAGCAGCGCCAGCAUGCCUACCCGAGCAAGCAGAGGGUGGAGAGCAAGCUCGUUAAUGUGAGCCACGUCCAGAAUGAGUUGGACCUUCAGCCCCAGACGGAGCGCCAGACGGAGCUACAGCGCAUGUUGCAGAGGAUGCAGCAGAACACGCCUCGUCAUCAGGGCUUUAAUCUCUUCGUCAAAAAUAUACCGAAGACAAUGGGAGAAGAGCACCUGCGUAAGGAGUUCGCUCCCUAUGGAACCAUCACCCGUGCUAAGGUGAUAAUGGAGGGCGGUCGCAGCAAAGGUUUUGGCUUCGUGUGCUUCUCUUCCCCGGAGGAGGCCACCAAGGCCAUGGCUGACAUGAACGGCCGCAUCUUGGGCACCAAGCCGCUGUACGUGGCCCCGGCCCAGCACAAAGAGCAGCGCCAGGCUUACCUGAGGAAGCAGUGGGUGGAGAGCAAGCGUGCUGCGCCCAGCCCUGUGGACCUUGGUGCAGAGUUUGGUGGCCGUGCAAAGCCACUGACCAAUGACGUCAAGAAUGUUGGCGUCAACCUGGAUGCUGAAAAGCUACGUGAGAUAUUUGGCCUGCGUGCUGUGCCCAACCCGGUCAUCAAGCACCACCAGCAGCCAUCCGCACCCUCUCAAUACUCUGCGGUCGCCAGCCCUCAGGCCCAGAACCAUGCUGCCUACUAUCAGCCGAGCCAGCAGGUUCAGCUGCACCCCGGCGCUCACUUGGCCAUUCAGGAUGUGCACCCCCUGCUCUUUCAGGGCAUGCCAGGUGCCAUGAGCCCAUCUGGGUAUAAUCUGGAGACCCCCAUCUACUAUGUGAUACCUGCUGGUGCUCAGGUGCCAAGCAUGGUGGCCUCUCAGUACGUGAUCUCUCAGGCUGUGGACGCCCAUCUUGCCAGCGCCUCCGCCUCGGCCCAUGUGCAGGGCCAGGAGGUCCUGACCGCCUCCGUGCUGGCUGCCCUACCCCUGGAGGUGCAAAAAUACAAGCUGGGAAUGCAGCUGCACCCCCUGAUCGAGAACAUGGUGCCGAAGGUUCAAACCAUCCACCCCAGGUUGCCUGAUAAAGUCACCGGCAUGCUGCUCGAGAUCGACAACUCAGAGCUGCUGCAGAUGCUCGAGUCAGCAGAGUUGCUGCGCUCCAAGGUGGACGAGGCCGUGGGUGUUCUGCAGCUCCACCAGGCUAAAGAGGCAGACCAGGAUGGUGCCGCCAGCACACCUGUGCGGGGGGCCUAAAGACAAGGACCGGGAAUUCUCCAACUUGCUUACCUUAUUUUGAACUAUAUUCACAUUGGCUUUAUUUUACUAAAUUGACUAAAUUACAUUAAGUUUAUAAUGAAAUAAAAAUGAUUGGCAACUCUA